Molecule: messenger RNA, 2194 nt
Organism: Thunnus maccoyii (southern bluefin tuna)
Lineage: Eukaryota; Metazoa; Chordata; Actinopteri; Scombriformes; Scombridae
Gene: rhcga
Product: Rh family, C glycoprotein a
Exons: 11
Coding region: 1-1467 (488 amino acids)
Biological process (GO): ammonium homeostasis; ammonium transmembrane transport
Cellular component (GO): plasma membrane
Molecular function (GO): ammonium channel activity
Source: RefSeq, a predicted model, not a curated record
AUGGGGAACUGUUGUGAGACCGCAGCUAAUUUUUUCGGCCCGCAGAAGAACACCAAUGUGCGUGUUAGUCUGCCAGCUGUCUGCUUUGUGUGGCAGAUUGCUAUGAUUAUCCUGUUUGGAGUUUUCAUCCGGUAUGAUGAGGAGUCAGACGCACAUUGGGCAGAGCACAAGAAGAGUCACAACAUCACCAGCGACAUUGAAAAUGACUUCUACUUCAGAUAUCCCAGCUUCCAGGAUGUCCACGUCAUGAUCUUUGUUGGAUUUGGUUUCCUCAUGACCUUCCUGAAACGCUACAGCUUCGGUGGAGUGGGCUUCAACUUCCUGAUUGCCUCCUUUGGUCUGCAGUGGGCUCUUCUCAUGCAAGGCUGGUUCCACUCCCUCGACCUCACUACAGGAAAAAUCUACAUUGGAGUGGAGAGUCUGAUCAACGCAGACUUCUGCUGUGCCGGCUCUCUGAUCGCUUACGGUGCCCUCCUGGGAAAAGUAAGCCCUGUCCAGCUGCUUGUGGUCACCCUGUUUGGCGUCACGCUGUUUGCUGUGGAGGAAUUCAUCAUCCUCAGCCUCCUUCAUUGCCGAGAUGCUGGUGGCUCCAUGGUCAUUCAUGCUUUCGGAGGGUACUAUGGUUUGGCCAUCUCUUGGGUCCUCUACCGACCAAACCUACACCAAAGUAAACGCCUCAACGGAUCUGUCUACCACUCUGAUUUGUUUGCAAUGAUCGGUACACUUUUCCUGUGGAUGUUCUGGCCCAGUUUCAACUCAGCCAUCACAGACCAUGGUGACGGACAGCACAGAGCAGCCAUCAACACUUACAUUGCCCUCGCUUCCUCUGUUCUCACCACUGUGGCCAUCUCCAGCAUGUCUCAGAAGAGAGGAAAACUGGACAUGGUACAUAUCCAGAAUGCCACCCUGGCUGGUGGUGUUGCCAUGGGAACAGCCGCUGAGUUCAUGAUCACUCCUUACGGUUCACUCAUUGUGGGUUUCUGCAGUGGCAUCAUCUCCACCUUUGGCUACCUGUUUAUCACGCCCUUCUUGGAGAAGUAUCUCAAGCUCCAGGACACAUGUGGUGUCCACAAUCUGCAUGCUCUGCCAGGGAUGCUCGGCGGCUUUACAGGUGCCAUCGUUGCCGCGGCUGCCACCGAAUCUGUCUACAGCAAAGAGGGGUUGAUCAACACAUUUGACUUUGAAGGCGCCUUUGCAGACAGAAGUGUAGGAACGCAGGGAGGCUUCCAGGCUGCUGGCACAUGUGUGGCAGUUGCAUUUGGACUUGUUGGAGGGGCGAUUGUUGGUUUCAUCCUGAAGUUCCCCAUCUGGGGCGACCCUGCUGAUGACAACUGCUUCGAUGAUGAGGUUUACUGGGAGGUCCCUGAGGAUGAGGAGACCAUCCCUCCUGUUUUGGAGUACAACAACCACAUGAUACACAAGCACCAAGACAUAUCUGAGUCAAACUUCUCUGUGGAGCAGAGCUAGAGAUGCACAGUGGAAUAUCAUCAUCCUCACAUCACCUUGAACUUGAUACAGCUGUGAAACAACACUAAUUUAUGAAAGAAUUGCCUUUAAAGAACGGGCAAUCCUACAAGAAAGGAACAAUAUUUUUUGAUGCGUUUGUCUGUCAGUUAUUGGGAGUUUAAAGGUUAUGACGGCGCUGCAAUAGAAAAGUGAUUCUAAAUUAAAACUGGUGUUAUUGUUGAAGGAAAUUUUUAAACUGCUUUCUUAUAACUUAACAUGAAUCCAAGAAGUAUGAUGAGAAGUCAAAAGCACCUGUGUAGUGUGAUGUAGUGUAUCUCACUAUGUAGUGUAAGUUGAUUGUAAUGCACAGAAGAACUGAGAGUUGUUUUCAUGUGUGUUUCUACAUCAUCAGUUGUAGCACAUCUUAUUUUAUCUUUAAAGACCUUGGAGAGCUCUGAAUUCUUUCAUGUCAUGCUUUAUAAUUGUUAAAUAUUGUCACUGAUAAUUUUCUAUGUAAUGUCCUUUUUAACAAGGAAUCUGCUGAAGUACAGUAUAUUGAAAAGUAUUUAAUCAAAGUUAUUUGUGCUGCCAAAUUAGGCGCACUUAUUGAGUUGUAUCUUUUCUUUCUUUUUAAGCUGCAUGUACAUACUGUAUGAUUCCACUUUUUAUCACACAUUGUUUGUUUGUUGCAUACCUUAUUUGUUCUUAAGGUGGAAGUUUUGAGUAACUAUAGUAACAAUGAAACAGU